This is a messenger RNA of Rosa chinensis, 732 nucleotides long. Its product is annotated as bidirectional sugar transporter SWEET6b. Gene Ontology annotation, molecular function: sugar transmembrane transporter activity. The transcript has a single exon. Lineage: Eukaryota; Viridiplantae; Streptophyta; Magnoliopsida; Rosales; Rosaceae. Gene Ontology annotation, biological process: carbohydrate transport. Bases 1 to 732 code for a protein of 243 amino acids. Gene Ontology annotation, cellular component: membrane. The record is from RefSeq and is a predicted model, not a curated record.
AUGGUGCACCUGGAUGCUAGGUUCGUGGUCGGUGUGGUUGGAAAUAUCAUCUCUGGCGGGCUUUUUCUCUCUCCAAUACCUACGUUCAUACAAAUAUGGAGAAAAAAAGAUGUGGAAGCUUUCGAUCCAAAACCUUACCUUGCAACAGUGUUGAACUGUUUGUUAUGGUGUUACUAUGGAUUGCCAUUUAUUAAUCCAAACAGCAUUUUAGUUGUCACCAUUAAUGGAAUUGGGUUACUUAUAGAGCUUAUAUAUCUGGGCAUAUUCUUCUAUUAUACUUCAGCAAAAGGACGAAAGAGGGUUGCUACAUACUUUGUAUGUGAACUAGUUUUCUUUGGGGCUGUUGUGGCUGCAACUAUGUUGGCAAUACCUGAGCAUAAGAUGAAGAUGAAUCGACAUUUGAGGGCUGUUGUAAUUGGUAUUAUCUGUGACUUUUUCAAUGUCCUCAUGUAUAGCUCUCCUCUAUUCAUCUUGAGAGAUGUCUUUAAAACAAAGAGUGUGCAAUACAUGCCAUUCUCACUCUCGGUUGCUAACUUUCUGAAUGGUUGUUGCUGGACUUCCUAUGCUCUUAUUGGAAAAGUGGACUACUUUAUUUUGGUUAGCAACAGUCUAGGUGCAAUCGCUGGAGCAAUUCAAUUGAUAGUUUAUGCAAUAUACUACAAAUCUACACCAAAAAAUGAAGACCCCGCUGACAAGGCUACUAAUGAAGUGCAACUCGCAACUAUUGUCUAA